Molecule: messenger RNA, 5091 nt
Organism: Carassius gibelio (silver crucian carp)
Lineage: Eukaryota; Metazoa; Chordata; Actinopteri; Cypriniformes; Cyprinidae
Product: NACHT, LRR and PYD domains-containing protein 3
Exons: 10
Coding region: 152-3526 (1124 amino acids)
Molecular function (GO): protein binding
Source: RefSeq, a predicted model, not a curated record
AUUCUUCUAAUUCUCAUGCCUCUCUCUGAAAGAAAACAGGAAGCAGGUUUCAGUAGUUCUACAGAAGUGAAAGAAAUCUCAGAGCUGCUGUUCAACACACCGGUUCAGAGGAAAUAUAAAUAUUGUUUGAGCUGUGAGUCGGUGAAGGACAAUGGCAUCUGUUAAAGAGCUGCUUGUGGACUCACUGAAGGAGCUGGUAGAAUUUGAACUGAAGGAGUUUCAUUGGCGCUUAAUGAAUGCACAUCAUAAGUGUAUAUCAAAAUCUGAAAUGGAAAAGGUAGAUAUAUUUGACACAGUGGAAAAGAUGGUGGCAUGCUUUGGACCAGAAGGAGGUGUAAAGAUCAUGCUGGACAUCCUGAGAAAGAUGCAGCAUAAUGAUUUGGCUGAUCAGCUGGAGAAUAAACACAAGCAAGCUCAGACUAAGGGCAAUAUAAAUACAUAUUUCCCUAUUGGAGAACUGCAAAACUUCUUGAAAACUCACAAAAACAAUAUGAUGAAGAUAGCAAAAUAUAUUUUUGAGGGCAACAAAGAAAACGACACAGAUCUCAAGAGUGUUUACACAGAGCUGUUUAUCACUGAGGGAGAUAUGGAAGGUGUCAAUACUGAACAUGAGAUUCUGAAGAUUAAUGCUUUCAGGAACAAAAAAACACAGGACAAACCAAUAAAAUGCAAUGAUAUAUUUACUGAACUGAGGAAAAACAAUGAGGAGAAGAUUGUGUUGACCAAGGGAGUUGCUGGCAUCGGAAAAACUGUCUCUGUGCACAAAUUCAUCCUGGACUGGGCAGAAGGAAACACCAAUCAGGAUAUAGAGUGUGUGUUCCUGCUUCCAUUCAGAGAGAUCAAUGUGAUUAAAGACAGAGAGGUCAGUCUCCAUGAGUUUCUGCUGAAAUUUUAUCCUGAACUUAAGGACCUAGAGAAAUCAAAUUUAUAUAAUGAAUGUAAGCUAGCAUUUAUAUUUGAUGGACUUGAUGAGAGUCGCCUGCCAUUGAACUUUAAAAGUGACACGCUGGACACUGUUGAGGAAAGAGCAUCUGUAGAUGUGCUGUUUACAAGUCUGGUCAAAGGUAAGCCCCUUCAGUCAGCUCUUGUGUGGGUAACCUCACGACCAGCAGCAGCCAAUCAGAUCCCUCCUCGGUUUGUGGGUUUGUUCACAGAGGUGAGAGGAUUCACUGAUGAACAGAAGGAGGAGUACUUCAGAAAAAGAAUCACAGAUGAAACACAGGCCUCCAGAAUCAUCUCACACAUUAAGACAUCUCGUAGUCUCUAUAUCAUGUGCCACAUUCCUGUGUUCUGCUGGAUCACAGCCACAGUACUUCAGGAUAUUCUUAUCAAGAACGAUACAGAGAUCAUAAGGACAACACUUACUGAAAUGUACAUUCACUUCCUGCGGAUACAGAUGAACAUUAAGAGUAAGAAGUAUGAUGAACAAGAAGAAAGUGAAUGUACAGAGCACUUAAAAUUAAAUAGAAAGAUGAUUUUGAAGUUAGCUAAGUUAGCAUUUGAACAUCUGAAGAAGGAAAACAUUGUGUUCUAUGAGAAAGAUCUGAAAGAAUGUGGUAUUCAUGUGAGUAAAGACACAGAGUUCACAGGAAUGGUCGCUGAGAUCUUUAGAAAGGAAGAUGGACUUUAUAAGACAAAGUACUUCAGCUUUGUGCAUCUGAGUGUUCAAGAGUUCCUCGCAGCAGUACAUGUGUUCAUCUGCUACCUGAACAAGAACAUGCAAGAGCUUCAGUUUUUUUUUGAUGAUUCACAAACUACAGCCAGACAAAAGCUUCAGUUCUUCUUUAGAAAUGUCAAAUUUCAUGACUUAAUAAAGAGAGCCACUGAUAAAGCUAUAAAUAGUAAGGGAGGAAAUCUGGACCUGUUCCUGCGGUUUCUGAUGGGAAUUUCACUGGAAUCCAGUCAGAACAUGCUCAAAGGCCUGAUCACACACACUAAAGACACCAAUGUGAGCAUCAGACAAACAACUGAAUUCAUUAAAGAAUUACAAAAACAGGACAUCUCAGAUGAAACGUCAGUCAACCUUUUCUACUGCUUACUUGAGCUGAAAGAUAAUUCAUUAUAUGAGGAAAUCCAGAGUUACCUCAGUUCAGAUGCACAUCCAGAAAGAGACCUCUCAUCUUCAAUGUGCACAGUGAUGACCUACAUACUGCUGAUGUCAGAGAAGGUGCUGGAUGAGUUCAGUCCAAAGAGGUUCACGUCACCUUCAAACUACAAGAGACUCAUUCCAGCUGUGAGAUGCUGCAGAAAAGCCCUUUUUGACGGCUGUGCUCUUGAUGAAACAUGCUGUGAAACUGUGUCUUCUGCUCUAAAAUCAUCAAACUCCCAUCUGAUUGAGCUGGACCUGAGUAGCAAUCAACUGCAGGAUUCAGGAGUGAAGCUGCUUUCUGAUGGACUGAAGAGUUCACACUGUCAACUGAACAUACUGAGGCUAUGUGGAUGUAAUCUCACUGCUCAAUCCUGUGAGAGUUUGUCUUUAGCUCUACAAUCCUCAAAUUCCCAUCUAAAUGUGCUGGACCUGAGUAACAAUGACCUGCAGGAUUCAGGAGUGAAGCUGCUUUCUGAAGGAUUGAAGAGUGCAUACUCUAAGCUGAAGAUAUUGAGAAUUUCCAUCUGUAACCUCACUGCUCAGUCUUGUGAGAGUUUGUCAUCAGUUCUACAAUCCUCAAAUUCCCAUUUAACUGAGCUGGACCUGAGUAACAAUGACCUGCAGGAUUCAGGAGUGAAGUUUAUUUCUGAUGGACUGAAGAGUCUAAACUGUCAGCUGGAGAGACUUAGGUUGUCUGGCUGUAUGGUGACAGAGGAGGGCUGUUGUUAUGUGCCUUCAGCUCUGACUUCAAACCCCUCAUGCUUGAGAGAGCUGGAUCUAAGCUAUAAUCACCCUGGAGAUUCAGGAGUCAACCUGCUCUCUGAAAAACUGGAGGAUCCAAACUGCUCACUGGAUAAAUUCAAUGUGGAUCAUGGAGGAGAAUCCAGGAUUACAACAGGACUACAGAAAUAUGCAUGUUUUCUCACACUGGAUCCAAACACAGCAAACACUCAUCUCAUUCUGUCUGAGGAGAACAGAAAGGUGACAGGUGUGGAUGAGUCUCAGUCGUAUCCUGAUCAUCCAGACAGAUUUGGUGAUGUGUGUCAGGUGUUGUGUAGAGAGAGUGUGUGUGGACGCUGUUACUGGGAGAUUGAGUGGAGUGGAGAUUAUGGUGUGUUUAUAUCAGUGUCAUAUAAGAGCAUCAACAGGAAGGGACGGGGUGAGGAGUGUGUGUUUGGAUUUAAUGAUAAGUCCUGGAGUUUGUUCUGCUCUCCUGACAGUUUCUCAUUUAGACACAAUAACAAACAUACUGUUCUCCCUGUGAACUCCAUCAUCAGUAGAAUAGGUGUGUAUGUGGAUCACGGUGCAGGAACUCUUUCCUUCUACAGCGUCUCUGACACAUUGAACCUCAUCCACACAGUCCAGACCACAUUCACUCAGCCGCUCUAUCCUGGUUUUGAUGUUCAUUAUUGUGGAUCAUCAGUGAAACUGUGUUAAUGAAUCAGAUUAGACUGACGACUAAUAAUAAUAGGGGAGGUGUUGGCACAGUGGAUAAGACACACCACCUUUGGUGUAAGAGACCCGGGUUCGAAUCCACUGUGAGACACCAGUGUGUCCCUGAGCAAGACACUUAACCCCUAGUUGCUCCAGAAGUGUGCAAUUUCUGACAUAUAUAGCAAUUGUAAGUCUCUUUGGAUAAAAGCGUCAGCUAAAUGAAUAAUUGUAAAUGUAAUACUGUAUGAGGUUCCAUUUGUGCCAAAAUUAUGUCGCCAUGUUGUCUGUCUAUGCUAUGUGUCGUCUCAACUUACUCCUGUCAUCUGUCCUUGUCUUUUGGCUGUGUCGUCUUGCGUGUCAAUGCUGCUUGUGUCAUGACUAUGCGUCGUUUCCCUCUGUCGUUACUAUGCGUCGUCUUCCAUGUCUAUGCUAUGUGUCGUUUCCCUCGGUCAUUACUAUGUGUACGGUGUACAUUUUAGGACAUCCUCAGACCUCAGUCCAAAUGAAAAGGCGUCAUGCCUCAGACUGAAAGGCUUCAGUCAUAGAACAAAACGGCAUCGAGCCUCGGACUGAAAAGCUUCAGGUCUCAGGAAAAAAUGACGUCAGGUGUCAGGUCUCAUAGAAUUAGGCAUCAGACGAAAUUAACUCAGGUGGAGUAUCGCGUUGCCCCGCCCCAUGUGACGUCACACGUAAGCUGUUCAGAGGAAGUGGUGUAUAAUGGUUUAUUGAUUACAAAAGGAGGUAAGCAGUGUCUGAUAUAUUAUAUUUUAACAGUUUUUUUCAAAUGUUACACUUAUUAAGUUAUUCAGGGACGACAACAUGCAUUUCGAGAGUCAUGUAUGCAUGUUUAAAAAGUUAGUUAACCAUAUUGCAAUCAGCAAGCUUAUAUUUUGGCAAAGUAGUAAAAUUACCGUCCGAGGAUGUCCUAAAAUGUACACCGUACUCAUAGUAAUGACAGAGGGAAACGACGCGUAGCAACGACAUGGAAGACGACACAUAGUAAUGACAGAGGGAAACAAUGCAUAGUCAUGACACAAGCAGCAUUGACACGCAAGACGACACAGUCAAACGGCAAGGACAGAUGACAGGAGUAAGUUGAGACGACACAUAGCAUAGACAGACAACAUGUCAACAUAAUUUUGGCACAAAUGGAACCUCAUAAUACUGCAGCUGAACUUCUGUCACUGAAAUAACUUAAAUGUGAGAAUAAAUGUCAGAAUAAAUGUGCUUAAAAUCCUCAUACAGUAUAGACAGUAGGUGCGUUUACAUGGACACUUUUUGCUUCUAUCGGAUUGAAUUCAUUCUGAUUGACUAAUCAAAACGAAGUGUUUACAUGAAUGCUGAAUAUAGUGAUCGGGUUGAUGUGUGCGUUUACUGUCACAAGCUUCUGAUCGGAUUUACUCUUUUGACAUGCACACACUGCGUGAAUAUUCAGUUUCCCGCUGCUGUCGCAUUCUGUUUUAAAAAGCACACGUCAUAUUUAUCUACUUCGGAUCCUAAUUAGGCGAUGACCAGCACAUGAACUGUUGUGCUGCUUAACGUUACUUAAAAAAAAAAAAGGUUAAAAA